GCCUCCGGGCGAAUGGCAAUCCGAUAGGUGACGUGUAGCGCAGUGUAAACUGAGCAAAACACAAGGAUAGACCAUGCAAACCCGGCUUAUUUUGCUGCUGCUGGCCCUGGCGCCGCUGGUCCUGGCCAAAAAGUUCAAGGAGGAGGAGAAACCAGCGUGGGCCAAGAAGGACAUCCGCGACUACAGCGAGGCGGACCUGGAGCGUCUGCUGGAUCAGUGGGAGGAGGACGAAGAGCCCCUGGAGGAGGAUGAGCUGCCCGAGCACCUGCGACCCCAGCCCAAGCUGGAUCUGUCCAACCUGGACAGCAAGAGCCCCGAGGAACUGCUCAAGGUGUCCAAGAAGGGACGCACGCUGAUGACCUUCGUCUCGGUGACCGGCAAUCCCACGCGGGCGGAGGGCGAGGACAUCACCAAGCUGUGGCAGACCAGUCUCUGGAACAACCACAUCCAGGCGGAGCGCUACAUGGUCGACGAUAACCGGGCCAUUUUCCUCUUCAAGGAUGGCACUCAGGCCUGGGAGGCCAAGGACUUCCUCGUCGAACAGGAGCGCUGCAAGGGGGUGACCAUCGAGAACAAGGAGUACCCGGGCGUACACGCCCAGAAGGAUGAGCUGUAGGCCAGAGCGGCGAUAAGGUUAUCAAAACAUUCUCAUAUACACUCAAGUAUUUUAAGCUCAAAGUUGAACAAAUUUAAAUAAAGUGAAUUUAUUGAAGAGUA
This is a messenger RNA of Drosophila biarmipes, 717 nucleotides long. RefSeq names its product LDLR chaperone boca (gene boca). The transcript is spliced from 2 exons. The record is from RefSeq and is a predicted model, not a curated record. Gene Ontology annotation, biological process: protein folding. Bases 74 to 616 code for a protein of 180 amino acids. Lineage: Eukaryota; Metazoa; Arthropoda; Insecta; Diptera; Drosophilidae.